GAACCCGGCCCGAGAGAAAUUUUGAUGCUGACGUUAAAACGGUUAAAUUUUGGGGUCCGUAUUGGCAAGACCAACGCAACUUACAUCUAGCUUGCAUCGAUUAGCGCUAUUCGCAGUUGUAUCCAACUGCAGUAGCAGCGCAAAGAGUUGCUGGCCUUUCUCCCACUUCGAAUGCAUAUUUUCAUUAGUGUGUUUAUGGCUCUUUCAAGAGAAGCUUAGGGUUUUAGAUUGAGGCUUGCUCAAUGGUGGAGACACGGAGAAAGCCUUUGGUCCUUUCUUCGACCAAAUUCCUCGUGGAUUCCAUACUGAGUUCGUCCAAACUUAGUGAACGGGAUCGACUCGGCGAAAAUAGGCUUCCCGGAAAUGACGUGUCACCAAGUUUAAAGUUACCAGCAGGAAUUCUCCGGUUAUCGAAGGAUAAAAUUGGAGUUUCGGGCUUCAAACUAACUUCUCUUGACGAUUCUGCUUUGGUCGGUCUUUCGACGGCUGUUCUCAAGAGAUUGGGAAUUACUUCUGGUUCGCUGGUGCUUAUCAUGAAUAUUGAGACAACGGUGCACAGGAUUGCUCAAGUUGUCAUUCUAGAUCCUCCCAGAAAUAAUGAACAUAGAUUUGGUGUUAAAGGACCAACUUCCAAUUCACCCCAUACGAUGCUUGUCUUUCCUUCUUAUAAACUUCCUUCGGAUGAGAUGCCUUUGUUAGACCGGGAAAUUGCGUAUCUUUCUCCUCUAUUAGCUUUUAACCUUGACUUGCAUGUAUCUUGUUUAAAAUCACUUGUUCACCAAGGGAAUGAAACUUUAGCAUCUCUUUUUGACCCUAAUGUGGAUGCUGAGACUUGUAGAGAAGUUAGCGAUGGUUCGUUAAUCAGUGUAGGGCUCAAACCCUUGUCUCAAGUGCUAAAAUAUGCUUCACACUUGAGGGUUUCUUUCGUUAAGAUUCCGGAAUGUGGUACUCUGGAAUCUUUGAAAGGAAGUUCAUCAAUUGAAGCUGAAGCUCGCCAAGAAAUGAUUGAUUUGGCAUUACACAGCUACUUUGAAGUUGAUAGGUUUCUAGCAAGAGGCGAUGUUUUCAAUAUCUUCAUACAUUGGAAUUGCAAAUCAGAAAUUUGUAUCCCUUGCAGCCAAAGGUCACAAAAUAGAAGUGAUAAUAUUAUCUACUUCAAGGUUAUGGCUAUGGAGCCACCAGAUGAAGCCAUUCUUCGAGUCAAUUGCACUCAAACAGCCCUUGUGCUUGGAGGGAAUGCCCCUUCAGCUCUUCCUCCAGAUCUGCUGAUUGAUGGUCCCAAAGGUUUUGCCCCUUUUCAAGGGGACACAAUAAAAAUCUUGGCCUCCAUACUUGCACCACCUUUGUGCCCUUCAGCUCUCUCUUCAAAAUUCAGAGUUUCUGUCCUCCUAUAUGGUCCAGCAGGAUGUGGGAAGAGAACUGUAGUUAGAUACAUUUCUCGUCGCUUAGGCCUUCACGUUGUGGAAUUCAGCUGUCAUAAUCUUAUGGCAUCCUCUGACAGAAGGACAACUGUUGCACUAGCUCAAGCUUUCAACACAGCUCAAAGAUAUUCACCCACAAUACUUCUUCUCCGCCAUUUUGACGUCUUUCGAAAUUUGAUGUUGCAUGAGGGUUCACCAAAUGAUCAAAUUGGUCUCACCUCAGAAGUUGCAUCGGUUAUUAGGGAAUUCACCGAACCAGUUGCUGAAGAUGAUGACAAUUACUCAGAUGAAAUAUCAAAUGGUGAUCUUCCCAUCAAGGAUACUGGAAAAAUUAAGCAUCAGGUAUUGCUAGUUGCAGCAGCUGAGAGUUCUGAGGGUCUACCACCAACUGUAAGGCGUUGCUUCAGCCACGAAAUAAGUAUGGGUCCUCUCACUGAAGAGCAAAGGGUUGAAAUGGUGUCCCAGUUACUGCAAAGUGGUUCUGAGCUCCUCUCUGAUACUCGGCUAGAAGAUACUGUGAAGAACGUUGUUGGACAGACUUCAGGUUUCAUGCCCAGGGAUUUGUGUGCAUUAAUUGCUGAUGCUGGUGCAAGCUUAAUCCAGAAAGGCAAUAUUCAUGUUGGUGAACCUGAGGUUAAGAACAUGGAUAGUUCUUUUGGAGACAAAGUAGUACAGAACCAUGAACCAAGGACAGCUUUACCUCAGGUUUUGGGGAAAGAACAUUUGCCUAAAGCCUUGGAGCGGUCUAAGAAGAGGAAUGCCUCGGCAUUGGGUACUCCAAAGGUUCCUAAUGUAAAAUGGGAAGAUGUUGGUGGCCUUGAGGAUGUGAAGAAAUCAAUUUUGGAUACUGUUCAGUUACCUCUCCUGCAUAAGGAUUUGUUUUCAUCUGGGUUGCGUAAGCGCUCUGGUGUUCUGCUAUAUGGUCCUCCAGGAACAGGAAAAACUUUGUUGGCAAAAGCUGUUGCAACAGAAUGUUCCUUAAAUUUUCUAAGUGUAAAAGGGCCUGAACUGAUCAACAUGUAUAUAGGAGAAUCAGAGAAAAAUGUCCGUGACAUUUUCCAGAAGGCAAGAUCAGCACGCCCAUGUGUAAUAUUCUUUGAUGAACUUGAUUCACUCGCCCCAGCUCGGGGUGCCUCAGGAGAUUCUGGCGGUGUUAUGGACAGAGUAGUUUCUCAGAUGCUUGCAGAGAUUGAUGGCCUAAAUGAUUCUACACAAGACCUAUUUAUCAUAGGGGCAAGCAACCGACCUGAUCUAAUUGACCCAGCACUCCUCCGGCCUGGCCGAUUUGAUAAACUGCUGUAUGUUGGAGUUAAUUCUGAUGCAUCUUACAGGGAGCGGGUCCUUAAGGCACUUACCCGUAAGUUCACAUUGCAUCAAGAUGUCUCGCUUUACUCAAUAGCAAAGAAAUGCCCUCCAAACUUCACUGGUGCAGACAUGUAUGCUUUAUGUGCAGAUGCUUGGUUUCACGCUGCAAAGCGCAAGGUUUUGAGUUCGGAUUCAGAGUCAUCUUCAACUGUUCAUGCAGCUGACUCAGUGAUUGUUGAAUAUGAUGAUUUUGUGAAGGUCUUGAUGGAGCUGUCUCCCUCCCUCUCCAUGGCAGAACUCAAGAAAUACGAGUUGCUACGGGAUCAGUUCGAAGGAUCUUCAAAAUGAGUUGUUGGUGAGUCGCAGUAAGAUUAUUUAUCAUGUAAUAGUAGUGGUCUGCAACUGCAACCAUUUAUCCAGUAAAAUAAAUUUUGGUUUAUACAAUAAAAUUGAACCACAAUGUACCGACAAAAUAACUCCAUACUUAGUGUUUUAAUUGCCCAGGAUCUGUAAAAUCUUUAGUGGGACUACUGGUUGGCAUACAACGUGGUAGCUUAAUACAGCUGUGACUUGGUAUUUAGAGUGUCAUGGUGAUUGAAGCAAUUAAAUUACAGAUAUUCAUAUAAACACAUUUUCUUGUCAA
Jatropha curcas is the source of this 3369-nucleotide messenger RNA. It is a transcript of the gene PEX6, whose product is annotated as peroxin 6. Gene Ontology annotation, biological process: protein import into peroxisome matrix. NCBI's taxonomy places the organism in Eukaryota, Viridiplantae, Streptophyta, Magnoliopsida, Malpighiales, Euphorbiaceae. Gene Ontology annotation, molecular function: ATP binding; ATP hydrolysis activity. The record is from RefSeq and is a predicted model, not a curated record. Gene Ontology annotation, cellular component: peroxisomal membrane; cytosol.